AUGUGCACAAUUUUUCCAUUAGCGAGUAGCGUUUCUGCUAGUCACCAGCAUCGCGAUGAAACCGUGCUGGCUGUUUCGCGAACUCAUCCACCCGGGAACCGGGAGGAGGUGGUGGGCUAUGUGGGUCGAAUCGAAAGCCACCGGCCGCCGGCCGCUCAAACUCCACGGCUCGCAUUCUUGAUGAUCUUCAUUGUUGACCUGAUUCCGGCGGCACAUUGCACUUCGAAAAGUGUGGCUGACUGCGACACGGUGACAAUCGUUAGCGACGUUGGAGAUUUUGGCGGGCCGACUGAUGUUCCGGAUUCUGCCAACCCCAAUACGGUGAAAGUGAAGCUUCCCCCGCUGGUAGUGAAAAACGUCCCACUCAACAAGCUCAUUAGCGACUUUGCAUCGCCGGGCGUAGCAGCUGAAUAUAAGUUAUGCGGCAUCGGUAUGAUGGUUAUGCUCCACACGAAGGUGGAUUUUGAGAAGGACACGCAGUUUUUGAAAAAUUCUAAAACUGAGUUCUUCAUCCACGACAUUCCUGGGGAAAAGCCAUUCAAGGUGGUCAUCAGAGGCUUGCCAGGUUUCGACCCCAAGCUGAUCGGUGCCGAAAUCAAGGAUCGGUACAAAUUGGCCCCAAUUGCUGUCUAUCCGAUCAAACGGACAGUUACACUGAGCGCUUUGCGAGCCAUCCGCUCUUUGUUCUCCAUUAUCAUCUGUUGGGAGCCCUAUCGUGGAGGCCGUCGAGACGUUACGCAGUGUCAGAGGUGCCUCAACUUCGGUCACGGUACCCGGAACUGCAACAUCAAACUGCGUUGCAACAUCUGCGCCAAGGACCACUCUACGUCGGAUUGCCCUGUGGUCGAUGCUGGUGCGGUUCAGUUUAAGUGUGCUAACUGUGGCGGUGAUCACUAG
Wyeomyia smithii (pitcher-plant mosquito) is the source of this 897-nucleotide messenger RNA. RefSeq lists its product as uncharacterized. Bases 1 to 897 code for a protein of 298 amino acids. The record is from RefSeq and is a predicted model, not a curated record. The transcript is spliced from 3 exons. NCBI's taxonomy places the organism in Eukaryota, Metazoa, Arthropoda, Insecta, Diptera, Culicidae.